Molecule: messenger RNA, 1437 nt
Organism: Rotaria socialis
Lineage: Eukaryota; Metazoa; Rotifera; Eurotatoria; Philodinida; Philodinidae
Source: the annotation of a GenBank genome assembly
AUGCAAGAUGUAGUACAGUUGGGUUCUAAGGUUUUUGCGUCGGUGAAUAUCAAUGGUAUGCCUGUUAAAACAGCAUCUAUUCCAAUUUGGCUCGCAGUGACAAACCUACCUUUUGUUAUUAAAGCUACCUUUAAACAUCCAGCUACUCUCCGUGAAGUCUCAAUCGUUAAUCCGUCUGAAUCAGAAGUAUUCUUGAUGAAAGUUGCCACUGAUCAAACAAGCGAUGUAUUCAGUAUGAAUCGUGAUGCACCAACUGUGACAUUUGAAAACGACUUAGAAUUUGUUGGAGAGUUAACAAUCACACUGUUAUCAACAAGAGAUAACAUGUUACCAGAAAAUCCAGUGAAAUUAGCAAUAUUGGCGUGCUACACCGAUGAAACUUUCCGUACCAAAGCAGUCGUUGAAUCUACACCAGCGACUACUAAUGUAUCGUCUAGUUUAUUAUCAACAUAUCCUAGCACGAACCCGUCGAAACAUAAAACAAUACCUGACGUUUUGACGACUACGUCUGACACUUGUGAAGAUGGCAUUGCCCUUAUUCCAUAUCAAAGCAAUAAUGAAAACAAACCAUUAAUGCCUCGCUAUUUUAUACAACCACGAACACCGUAUCAGCCAAGUAAUAUUAAUCCCGGAGAAAUUGGUGUUUCGUUUCCUGCAUCAGACAAGCCUUAUAUUAUUAUUUUUCCCAUGGCACCAAUAGCUAUUAUAAAAUCAGUUCGGUUGCCUAACACAACAAAUGUCGAUCAAAUACGUGUCAUGUUUUUGGAUGCAAAAGAUAAGCCAAUAAUGACUCAUCCAUUAGAUCAAGUUCCAUUACAAAUAACUUCACAGGUGACAACAAGUCCAAAAAUAAAUGUAUAUCUUUCAACAAAAGUAAAUUCUGUUCAUAUUACAUUGUUACAUACAAGCGACAAUCAACCACCACACGAUGUAACAGUUGAAAUCGUUGUUUGUGUUGCACCAACAAUUACGACACCAACAACUAGUGUGACAGAAGUGGAAACGCACACUGUACCGACUACGGAUCAUGUAUCAUCACAACCACUUCCCGACAGUCCUUGCAAACCUAAGACCAAAUAUUCUGCUCGUAUCACUGUUGGUGCAUGUAUUUCUCAACAAGAAAUUCAACACGAAUCAUGUGUUGGUUAUUGCCCAUCAUACGAACAGCUUGAUCCAUUAACUGGAAAUGUUGCAGCAAAAGAAUGCUCAUGUUGUGCACCAGAUUCAACUUAUACUGAAUCUAUUAUGAUGGAUUGUCGUAAUACUACCACGGGACGAAAUGAACAACGAACAACUCAAAUAAUUCGUAUUCGAUCAUGCAAAUGUUUAAUCUGUUUAGGAACAGCAAAAAGAUCUUAUAGCGACGACAAAGGAACACAUGAAACAAUGGCGAAAACCAAUCCUACGGCAAUAAAAACAAGAACACGUCGACGAUAG